UUCAGCGACAACAAGGAGACGAAAGAGAAUGGCCAUGAACUUAGAGGACCGAAACUCACUAUUCAAUUUCGUAGUCGAAGAAGGCUACGGUGUGAAGGGUCUCAUGGACUCAGGCCUCUCCACCGUGCCACAGCCCUACGUCCAACCACCCCACGAGCGAAUCCCCAUAAAAAACGCCCACAUCUGCGAAGCGGCCCGACCCAUCGAUCUCUCACUGCUCGAUGGCCCUGACCACGACCGAGUGGCCCACCAGAUUGCCCGAGCCGCCGAGACAUUAGGGUUCUUUCAGGUGGUAAACCACGGAGUGCCGGUGGAGCUGCUGGAGUCGCUUAAGGCGGCGGCUCAUGAGUUUUUCAAACAGCCGCCAGAGAAAAAGGCGAUGUACCGGAAAGAGGUGAGUCCGAGCCGAUUGGUGAAGUACGGAACGAGCUUUGUGCCCGAGAAGGAGGAGGCCUUGGAGUGGAAGGAUUACGUUAGUAUGGUCUAUACGAACGAUGACGAGGCCCUCCAACAUUGGCCUCAUCCAUGCAGGGACGUGGCACUUGAGUACUUGAAGACGUCCAUGAAAAUGGUGAAAACGAUUGUGGGAGUACUGAUGGGGAGACUAGGUGUAACACUGGACGAAGAGAGAACAGAAGCGUUGGUGGGAAUGACGAUGGUGAACAUGAACUAUUAUCCACCGUGUCCGAAGCCGGAGCUCACGGUCGGCGUCGGACGCCACUCCGACAUGGGGACUUUGACGGUUUUAUUACAAGACGGCAUCGGAGGUUUGUAUGUUAAGCUCGACGAGGGUACGGACAAUGGAGAAUGGGUCGAGAUCCCGCCGGUGCACGGUGCCUUGGUCAUCAACGUCGGCGAUGCUCUGCAGAUUGUGAGCAAUGGAAGGUACAAGAGCGCAGAGCAUAGGGUACGGACGACGGAGACAUCAGCGAGAGUGUCAGUGCCCAUAUUCACAGUUCCUAAGCCUUGGGAGAAGAUCGGUCCUUUCCCAGAAAUCGUGAAGCGAGACGGCGUUGCUCGUUACAAGGAGGUCUUGUUCCAAGAUUACAUGAACAACUUCUUCGGACAAGCCCACGACGGCAAGAAAUCCCUCGAUUUCGCACGUGCUUUCUGAUCCUAUACUUGGAUCUCGCACUCGUUCCUGUAAUAAAUCAUCACUACCAUAAUUUUUUUCUUUUGUCACAUUUCCUGUGACUCUCUUUAAUUACGUGUGGUUCCCUUCCUUUUGUGUUUCACGAUAUGUAACGUUUGAUAGUAAAAGAAUAAUGGGGGAAUAACCCGAAAAUGAAAAACAAGAAAAGAUUGAAAGGAAAGAGUCCAAAUGGAAUGUCAU
This is a messenger RNA of Tarenaya hassleriana, 1333 nucleotides long. Its product is annotated as feruloyl CoA ortho-hydroxylase 1. The transcript is spliced from 4 exons. NCBI's taxonomy places the organism in Eukaryota, Viridiplantae, Streptophyta, Magnoliopsida, Brassicales, Cleomaceae. The record is from RefSeq and is a predicted model, not a curated record. Bases 29 to 1114 code for a protein of 361 amino acids.